This is a messenger RNA of Closterium sp. Naga37s-1, 409 nucleotides long. Lineage: Eukaryota; Viridiplantae; Streptophyta; Zygnematophyceae; Desmidiales; Closteriaceae. The record is from the annotation of a GenBank genome assembly.
CGGCGUUUCUUGAGGACUGCCAGAAGGCAUGGGGAAAGACGCUCCUUGGCUGGGCCAGGGGUGCAACCUGUGGCACGAUUGAAGGAGUCACCUGUGACUCUUCAGGCAUGAUUACCUCGAUAGAUUUGACAAGUACAACUCUUGAUGGGUCUAUCCCUAAUAGCAUUUCCUCGCUCACUUCAUUGAAAACACUGGCCAUGUCUAAUUGUGGGCUCAAAGGGUCUAUUCCAGCUGAAAUUCUAAGCCUCGUUUCAUUAAAGAUCUUUAAUGUGACAAAUAAUCAGCUCAACGGACCCAUUCCAGCCGCAAUUGGAAAGCUCACCAAUCUGAACGAACUAUCUGUCAGAAAGAACGCAUUGAAUGGCUCCAUUCCUGACAGCAUCGUGUUUCUCAGCGGACUAAAUUUUUU